This is a messenger RNA of Pecten maximus, 3954 nucleotides long. Its product is annotated as WD repeat-containing protein 43-like. Gene Ontology annotation, cellular component: nucleolus. The coding region runs from base 44 to 1942 and encodes 632 amino acids. The record is from RefSeq and is a predicted model, not a curated record. Gene Ontology annotation, biological process: maturation of SSU-rRNA from tricistronic rRNA transcript (SSU-rRNA, 5.8S rRNA, LSU-rRNA). Gene Ontology annotation, molecular function: protein binding. The transcript has 18 exons. NCBI's taxonomy places the organism in Eukaryota, Metazoa, Mollusca, Bivalvia, Pectinida, Pectinidae.
AUUGCUCGUGGAGACAUGCGCAUUUCUCACCACGUGUGAAAACAUGGAGGCACUUGUGCCAUUUUCGGUGACACGAAACGGCGAAUAUGCAUUAUAUUCAAGUCCAGAUGGUGUUUUAAAAUUAUGGGACACUGCUACCGGGACCCUGAGACAGGAAUAUACACCAAGCGCACACCUGUCAGCUACGUGUACCUGUCUGGCAUGGUGUCCAACGGGGUAUAGGUCGGAAAAGCCUAGGAAAAAGAAAAAGAGGAAAUCUAAAGGUGAUACAGUGGACACUCCAGAGGAACAAUCUGAAGACAUUGUGGCCAUAGGAACUACAGCAGGGAAUAUAUUAUUAUACAAUACAAGACUCGGAGACAUACAGACACAAUUGGAUGGUGGCCAUAAUGACCGUGUAAAUGGACUGAGUUGGCAAAGUGAUGACAACAGUUUGUAUAGCUGUUCUAGUGACCACCAUAUUGUUCACUGGGAUGUUUCAAACAACUCUGUCAAACAUAAAUGGAAGGCAGACAAAGGCAGUGUUCAUUCUGUGUGUGUGUGUUCAACCAAUCACCUUUUGUCAGCUGGCAGAACCAUAAAAUUAUGGAAUACACAAACACAUGAAAUGCUUAAAAGAUUCACUGGCCAUUCUACAGAAGUAUUUCGAUUGUUACCUGUACCGUUUACCAUGAAUUUUAAUGGAGAUUCCAUUGAUAAUUUAUAUUUUCUAUCGGCUGCUGUAAAUGACAGAAUUUUAAAUGCUUGGCACACCAAGUCCUCAGAUAAGACUGCUGUAGCUACGUUCUCACUGCCUGAUGAACCAGUGAUGUUUGAUAUCUCCAGAGAGGCAAGGCCGGAUCAGAGUUUGCUGCUGACAGUGGUGACAAAAGCUGGACAGAUUCUUGUGUUUGAGCACACACUGAAUGGGAAGUUAAAGCAACCUGUGAGACCGAAGGUAACAAUACAGGUAGCCACACCUGGAGUUAACGAGGAAGUACCACGGCCAAUCCCUAUUCUUGCUGUACAUAUCUGUGAUGACAAAAGCAGCAAUAUUUUAUUGGUUCAUGGAAACUUCUUAAAACCUACAUUUGAAAAAUUGCCUUACAAGAACACAGACUCUGACAUAUGUUUGAUACGACAGGAUAAAUCCAGAGUAUCACUCAAAGUGGAGGAGUCCACUGUUACUAAGAUAAAGACACCAGAUGUAUCUAAAGAUAUGACAGUUCUGGUACCCGAGCUAAUGGCACCAAGUGUGCCAUCAGUAGCACCAGGGAAACGACACAAGAGGAAAACAUCUACAUCAGAGAUGACGAUAGAAGCACGCCUUAAUGCUAUUGGUAUGGGGGCUUCCAAGACGGAAAAGGCAGCGAAGACUCCCCCUAAAACAGAUGGUCUAGCCAGGCUUCUGACCCAGGGGCUACAGAGCAAGGACUCCAAGAUCAUCAGUAGUGUGCUAAACCAGAAUGACCUGAUGAUAGAGAAUACAGUAAGGAGAUUGCCUGUCCAGUCGAUCAUCCCACUCGUACAACACCUUACGGGACUGAUGCAGGGACGGGCUGCCGGUUCCCACAAGCUGGUGAAAUGGAUUAAAAACAUCCUGGUGGUUCACACGUCCUAUUUGAUGACGUUCCCUGAAGUGGUGGAAAUCUUUAGUUCUCUUUACCAAUUGAUGGACGCCAGGACAGCUGCCUUCAGUCGACUCUCAAAACUACAAGGCAAACUUGACCUCAUUCUGUCACAGAUAACGACACAGGAGCAACACCAAGAGGAGACGUUGACGGGACAGAAACCACUGUUAAUGUACCAGGAGGAAUCGUCCGAUGAUGAUGAUAUGGUACUAGAUGUUAACAGCCAGUCGGAUUCUGAUGAUAACCUUGACUUGUUUGACCUUGAUGAGCAAGAAACUGCUGGUGAAGAUGUAGUCAAGAAUGGUGAAGAUGAUAUGGAGACGGACGGUUAACACCAGGACAUUAAUUACUCAUAUGUGUUAUUGAUGAGAGUGUAUUGAUCAGACAUGAACUGUGAAAAGAUCGGCGAAGGAUCGGCAAGGAUCGGCAUCUUACGGCUGUCAAAAGACCAUACUGUAUAAUGGACAUUUUAGUUCUCCUUCCUGAAGGUUCAUAUUUUUAAGGUUCCAUAUGAAAGAAGAAUUUGACAAAAGUAUAAAAGACACAAUGUUGAAAAUGUACAAGUAUCCAAUGUAUACUUGUAAAAAUAAAACUACUGGCAUGGACAGUGAACAAUGUUGAGGCUCUUUUAAUGAAUAUUAAUGUGACUAUGUUUGAUGCUCACAAUAGCAGCAUGAUAAAUGUGUGACCAAUACAGGCCCAAUUAGCCUCUUGUUCCUUUCUUUGUUGGCUGUAGAGCUAUUUUAAAACCUUCGGAAGACUAAUACAGUUAUGAUACAUCAAUAUUUGUACAGAUUAAUUGGCAAGAAGUCUGUCGGAUCUCGCAUAUGUCCUGGGUUGUAAACUCAUCAAUUAGGUGUGACGUUCCCCAUCGUCUGGUUUUGGCCGACCAUGUCAUUGUCUGGUACAGUUUGGACAGGCCAGAUCAGUGUCUGGUAAAGUUUGGGCAGGCCAGGUCAGUGUCUGGUAAAGUUUGGGCAGGCCAGGUCAGAGUCUGGUAAAGCUUGGGGUGACCAGGUCAGUGUCUGGUAAAGUUUGGGCAGGCCAGGUCAGUGUAUGGUAAAGAUUGGGGUGACCAGGUCAGUGUCUGGUAAAGUUUGAGGUGACCAGGUCAGUGUCUGGUAAAGUUUGGGCAGGCCAGGUUAGUGUCUGGUAAAGUUUGGGCAGGCCAGGUUAGUGUCUGGUAAAGUUUGGGCAGGCCAGGUCAGUGUCUGGUAAAGUUUGAGGUGACCAGGUCAGUGUCUGGUAAAGUUUGAGGUGACCAGGUCAGUGUCUGGUAAAGCUUGGGGUGACCAGAUCAGUGUUUGGUAAAGUUUGAGGUGACCAGGUCAGUGUCUGGUAAAGUUUGGGCAGGCCAGGUCAAUGUCUGGUAAAGUUUGAGGUGACCAGAUCAGUGUCUGGUAAAGUUUGGGCAGGCCAGGUCAGUGUCUGAUAAAGCUUGGGGUGACCAGGUCAGAGUCUGGUAAAGCUUGGGGUGACCAGGUCAAUGUCUGGUAAUGUUUGGGGCGGCCAGGUCAUUGUCUGGUAAGGUUUGGUGUGACCAGGUCAGUGUUUGGUAAAGUUUUGGCAGGCCAGGUUAGUGUCUGGUAAAGUUUGGGCAGGCCAGGUUAGUGUCUGGUAAAGUUUGGGGCAGCCAGGUCAAUGUCUGGUAGUAGCGACAACCUCCUUAGGUAAAAUUUAGGCCGACACAGGUGGCUGUAAUAUUGUCUUAUGAUUUAACCUAUAAACUAAUGAUUCUGAACUAGCUGAUUUUGUAUAGUGGCACAGUGGUAUAACACUGCUUUUUACCAAGGUUGGAUUCCCAGAUUGGAAGUAGAAAAGUAUGGGGUUCUCUGGCCAAACCAUGCAAUCUUUCUCUGUGUACAACUGUUUCCAUCCUCAGUAAUACCAACGGCACUACCAUCAGGGCCAACGAAAGUGAUUAAUAAAACUUGAUAUAAGAUGUUUUGCGAUUGUUUUAAAAUAAAUAAAAUUUUAUAUUUUAUAUUUAAAUGAAAUCUUUGAUGUAACUAUUGUUAAAAUUGUUAUGACAAGGUUUAAAGCAGAUUUUUAGCAGAUUAUUGUUAGAUUGAAUCACAUUAAAAUGAAAUGGAUAUUCCUAUGGUGCGUGUCUCUGAUGGGGUGAAGAAACAAGCAAGUCUUUGACUGAAACCUUUUCAUUUUUGUCUUAAGACCAUCUCAAUAUGUCACACCAUGAACUCGACCAUAGCAGUAUUUGAUCCGUUUCUUUCUUAAGUUCCAUUAUAAUUUUAUAUUCUGAAAGGUUGAGGAGGAUAUUCUUCAAUGAAAAGCAAAUCAGUGAUUGUUACAUGGUUUACUGUCAUUAAAGUUCAUCAUUAAUGUA